UUAGCAUUAACUUCUGUCGAGUGAUUGACGGGGCUAAAAGUCUGCAUUAAUAGUAACAUAUUGUAUUGGCUUCUUCUUACUAUUAUCAUGCUAUAAAUAUGGACUAGCUGCUGUAAGAAGAUAUAUCAGAGCUGCAUAUUGGUUUAUAACUAUAACCAAUAUACGUUCUUUGAAAGAAACAUUUGAUCAUGUCUAUCAUUUUUCUGCUUGUUGCUAUACUGUCCAUUGGACUAGAAUUUACAGGUGUGCAAUCCAUAGGAGUUUGCUAUGGCACGAAUGGCAAUAAUCUACCAUCAAGGCAAGAAGUUAUAGAUUUAUACAAAUCAAAAGGCAUUGCUGGAAUGCGUAUAUACAGUCCUGAUGAAGAAGCCCUACAAGCCCUUAGAGGUUCCAACAUUGAAUUAAUCCUUGAUGUGCCCAGGGAUACCCUUUCCUCUCUAACAGAUGCCAAUGAAGCCACAAAUUGGGUAACCAAAUACGUGACACCCUACUCACAAGAUGUUAAAAUUAAGUACAUCACUGUUGGAAAUGAAAUCCACCCUGAUUACAAUGAGGCCCAGUACGUUCUCACUGCUUUACAAAACAUUCAAAAAGCAAUUUCAGCAGCCAAUUUACAAGGCCAAAUCAAGGUCUCGAUAGCAAUAGACAUGACUUUGAUCGGUAAAUCCUAUCCUCCCAAGGACGGUGUUUUUACUGACCAAGCAAAGUCAUAUAUACAACCAAUAAUCAACUUCCUAGUGAGCAAUGGAUCACCACUUCUUGCAAAUGUGUAUCCGUACUUUGCUUAUAUCGGAAAUGAACAAGACAUUCAUCUUGACUAUGCUCUUUUUAACCAACAAGGAAACAAUGACGCUGGUUACCAAAAUCUCUUUGAUGCGCAGUUAGAUUCAGUAUACGCUGCUCUUGGGCAAGUUGGGGGAUCGAAUUUGCAGAUAGUUGUGUCUGAGAGUGGAUGGCCGUCUGCUGGUGGAGAUGGAGCCACAACUGUCGAUAAUGCGUCAACAUAUUAUAAUAAUUUGAUUAAUCACGUAAAGAGUGGGAAUGGGACUCCGUUGAAGCCUGGUACAGCUAUUGAGACUUACUUGUUUGCCAUGUUUGAUGAAAAUCUGAAGACUGGUGCAUCAACUGAGCAACAUUUUGGUCUCUUUAACCCUGACAAAUCACCUAAGUAUCAAAUAAGUUUCAAUUAAUUAAACAGAUAAUUCAAAGAAAUAUGUAACUGAAUAUACAAAUAAUUGUGCCAGUGUGUGUGUGUGCACAAGACGUUGUGUUUGCAUGUUCCUAUUUAUAUAAUGAGUUGAAUAAAUGAAAGAUCAUAUAUAUUGUUUAAUUCCCUCUUUC
Vicia villosa (hairy vetch) is the source of this 1341-nucleotide messenger RNA. RefSeq names its product glucan endo-1,3-beta-glucosidase-like. Lineage: Eukaryota; Viridiplantae; Streptophyta; Magnoliopsida; Fabales; Fabaceae. The transcript is spliced from 2 exons. Gene Ontology annotation, molecular function: hydrolase activity, hydrolyzing O-glycosyl compounds. Gene Ontology annotation, biological process: carbohydrate metabolic process. Gene Ontology annotation, cellular component: plasma membrane. The record is from RefSeq and is a predicted model, not a curated record. The coding region runs from base 189 to 1190 and encodes 333 amino acids.